CCCUGUAUGCUUUGCCUCUUAACCCUAGGCCUCAGCGUGCUCACCAUGGCUCUCUGGAUCCAAUCGCUGCCUCUCCUGGCCCUUCUCGCUCUUUCUGGCCCUGGGACCAGCCACGCAGCUGCCAACCAGCACCUCUGCGGCUCCCACUUGGUGGAGGCUCUCUACCUGGUGUGUGGAGAGCGGGGUUUCUUCUACUCCCCCAAAGCCCGACGGGACGUUGAGCAGCCUCUAGUGAGCGGUCCCUUGCAUGGUGAGGUAGGGGAGCUGCCCUUCCAACAGGAGGAGUUUGAGAAAGUGAAGCGAGGGAUCGUUGAGCAAUGCUGCCACAACACAUGCUCCCUCUACCAACUGGAAAACUACUGCAACUAA
Messenger RNA from Aptenodytes forsteri (emperor penguin), 369 nucleotides. RefSeq names its product insulin (gene INS). Gene Ontology annotation, molecular function: hormone activity. The coding region runs from base 7 to 369 and encodes 120 amino acids. Gene Ontology annotation, cellular component: extracellular region. The record is from RefSeq and is a predicted model, not a curated record. NCBI's taxonomy places the organism in Eukaryota, Metazoa, Chordata, Aves, Sphenisciformes, Spheniscidae. The transcript is spliced from 3 exons.